This is a messenger RNA of Micropterus salmoides (largemouth bass), 2622 nucleotides long. RefSeq names its product forkhead box N1 (gene foxn1). The coding region runs from base 1 to 1734 and encodes 577 amino acids. The transcript is spliced from 8 exons. Gene Ontology annotation, biological process: regulation of transcription by RNA polymerase II. NCBI's taxonomy places the organism in Eukaryota, Metazoa, Chordata, Actinopteri, Centrarchiformes, Centrarchidae. Gene Ontology annotation, molecular function: DNA-binding transcription factor activity, RNA polymerase II-specific; transcription cis-regulatory region binding. The record is from RefSeq and is a predicted model, not a curated record.
AUGUCAGACUCCCCACCAUUUUAUCCCAGCGGCGGCAAGUCUCAAACGUCAACCCCUCAGGCCAGCCUACACACCUGUGAGCCUUGUGGGACCUCCUGCCAACAGAUGGCAGAAUCACAGACUAAAGCGGGCGGGGAUGUCUGCUUCACCCAGCAAGGGAGCAACACCUUCAGCUUGAGGACUGCAGCUGGAAACAGGAGGCACAGUGCUGAUGGGACCAUUGGUUCAGGGUCAAGAUCAGCACCAGCACGAGGUGCCGUUGACUCUAACCGUUUCCAUCCUUACCAUCGACAGUUCAGCGAUGGAGCAGUAACAGCUGCAGGUUGUCUCCCUCAGUGCUCGUCUUCCUUCAGCUAUCCGCAGGAGGCGUGUGGCCCUGAUACUCAUUCACACAGCUCAAGCGGCGAGGCACCAACAUCCUGGGACCACUACAAUGGCAGUGUUCGGAGUUUGUACCCAGAACUACCAGCUGUACCAGUAGAGCCCUCCUGCUUCCAGACUCAAAGCUAUCCACCCUACAGCUCAUCGAGCCCUCUUCAACAGGUCUCACCUAGACUGUACCCUAAUAAUGACCAGUCCAACAGCCCAAAAUAUUCUCUCUCCACUCAAUCACACCAGGAGAGCACCAACCAGCCCCUCUUUCCCAAGCCCAUUUACUCAUACAGCAUCUUGAUCUUCAUGGCUCUGAAGAACAGUAAAACGGGAAGCCUGCCAGUCAGUGAGAUCUACAGCUUCAUGACUGAACACUUCCCCUAUUUCAAGACGGCUCCUGAUGGGUGGAAGAACUCUGUGCGUCACAACCUCUCCCUGAACAAGUGCUUCGUGAAGGUGGAGAACAAAAAUGGAAACUCGUCCCGUAAAGGCUGCCUUUGGGCACUCAAUCCAGGCAAGGUGGAGAAAAUGCAGGAGGAGCUGCACAAGUGGCGUCGCAAGGACCCCGUCACUGUUCGCAGGAGCAUGGCGAAGCCAGAAGACCUUGAUCGUCUAUUGGGAGAGAGGCCGGGCAAGCUCAGGCCUUUGCCACCUUACACCAACCCAGCGUUGAUAUCAAGAGUUGCCACUAUCUACAGCACAACCUCAUCAUCCUGCACCCAAGCACAGCUUCAAACACCCUGCCCACCUAUUCGGCACUCACAGUAUGCAAAUAUGCAAACUCAGCAGCCUUCCUACCUUCCACCCACCGCUGCAGCUCACCCCAGCAACUCCUUUGCCUUAUACUCACCCUGUGGACAGCCAACAGUUACUGGAAGCCUGAACUCACCCUUGGCUGCUACGAUGCCACCUGUUUACAGUGCUGCCCUGCAGGCCGACUACAGUAUCGGCCACAAGAGCAUACAGGACUUUUUGUUGGAAGGAGACGCCAGUUACGACAUCGAUGCGCUCAACCCCAGUCUGAUUGACCUGCAGCUGCAAGGUAACUUGUGGGAGGAGUUAAGGAAAGACAGCAUGGUAUCUGAUUCACAAGUCACUACCACAACCCGGUCCACUACGUGUGCCCUGCAGGACCACCACGUCCUGAACAGCUGCCUGCAGGUCUCGCCUCCUGUCAGUCAGACACCAGAGGUGAUGGCUGUCGGUCGACAAAAAGCAGAGUGUGAGGACGAAAACACAAGCACCGGACGAAGCUUAGAGCAGCAUGGCUGUUUGAAUGGACUGCAUCCUGUGGUUUAUUCGGGGGUGGAGAGUCUGGCUGGGUAUCUGAGCUCCUGUACCACAUCCAUCUCCUUAAUGUAAAGACCUGACUGUUUGGGCUCUUUCACACUUCCUGACCAUCUGUGUACCACAUCACCCGGAAUGAUGUAUGUUGUUGCAGGCAGCUUCAUCCCACAGUAUUAGCUUGGUGGUUGUUUAACCCAUCAAAUUCUUUGUUUACCACUGUGUGACAACGUCUGUGGAGGAACUAGUUAUAAAGUUAUUCACAGUUUGAAUCCACUGUCACGAACAAGUUCAGCUCUUGUUAUAUUGUUUUGUUUGUUUCAGUACAUAUUUCUUUCCCCACAAUUUUUUUUAUUACUACUUAUUACAUUUAUAAAUACCAAAAGGUUUGAUAAUUGGAAAAGUGAAUAGGAAAACACUUGAUAAAUUAAAAUUGUAAUUACAUUUCUCAUUGUAAUAUCUAUUGUUGCAUAUAUUUGUAAAUGUAACAAUAGAGUAUUUGUAAAUGUAUUUGUAAAUGUAAUCUAUUGAUUUGCCUUUUGCCAACUGUAUUCUCAAAUUGAUUUUCAAAUUUCUCAUUACUGUGAUAUUAAUUGAUCCAUUUUUUAUUUUUAAGUCAUUCUAAAACAAUACAAAUUGUUGUCAUUUGUAAAUCAAUUUUCAUACUCAGUAACAAUGUAUCUAGUCCCACGUUUUCAGUCCCUCCAUAUUUAGUUUUAAAAACACACAUAAAUUGUUAGAGGAUGUCCGCUGCAUAAGCACCAUUCCAUGUACUAGGUGCAACCUGGAACAAAUGUACAGGAUUGUCAUGCCGUGGUAUGUGAACUGAUUAAAUUCUCCCUUUUAUUGUUUUGAUAACUAUGUAUUUUCCCCAUGUGGAUCUAAAGGGAGCCCGUUUAGGUGGUUGUGACUAACUAACAGAAAGGCUGCUUUAGUCAUCACACAGUCAGUCUUUGAUUAGAUUCA